AUGGGGCGCCUAAAAACCGAGCAAAAACAGAAAAGUUGGAGCGAGAUUAACAAAAUCCGCAAGGAGGAGAAGCGCAAAUGGAAGGAGCAAAACCUGGCGAAAAAAUUAGAGAAGCAGAAAGUGCCAGAAACCCCCCAAGUGUCCCCCAACAAAAAGGCGCCCCCCACUGUCUCAAUCGCCGUCCCUGGCUCAAUCCUCGAAACGGCCCAGUCCCCCGAACUCCGCGCCUACUUAUCGGGCCAAAUCGCCCGUGCAGCUUGUAUUUUCCAAGUUGACGAAAUUGUAGUUUUUGACGAUUAUGGUGACGAAUCAACGGCUAAAAAAGCCGAACUGGAGGACAACUACGGGCUGAAAACAAUGCGCGAGAGUUGUGUGCAACUGGGGCGCAUUUUGCAGUACAUGGAGUGUCCUCAGUACUUGCGCAAGCAUUUUUUUCCCAUUCAUAAUCAUUUGAAAUUUUGCGGGAUUUUGAAUCCGCUAAAUGCGCCCCAUCAUCUGACGAAGGACGAGGAGUUUGAGUUUAGGGAAGGGGUGGUUUUGAAUAAACCGGUGAAGCCGGGACGGGGCUCAAUUGUGAAUGUGGGGCUGUUGAAGGAAGUACAUGUUGAUAAGUUGCUAACACCUGGGAUAAGGUGUACUGUUAAGUUGUCAGCACAACAGGAAUCGAGCAAAAAGUUGAAAGGGACGGUUGUGGCCCCCUCGACCCCGAAAAGCGAAACGGGGGUUUACUGGGGGUACACUAUCAGGUUGGCUAAUUCGUUGUCGAAAGUUUUUUCGCAAAGUCCCUACAAGGAUGGUUAUGAUCUGACUAUAGGCACUUCAGAUAAAGGAACCUCCGUUGAUGAAUUCAAAUGCCCCACUUUUAAGCACGUUUUAGUUGUUUUUGGUGGGGUCCAAGGACUGGAACUGGCGUUAGAGAGUGACAGUGUUUUAAAUGUGGAUGAUCCAAAAUUUCUUUUUGAUCAUUAUUUAAACACUUUGCCCAACCAAGGAUCCAAAACAAUAAGGACCGAAGAAGCCAUUUUAGUGACCUUGGCCGCCUUGAGACCCAAAUUUAAUGAUAGUGUUGAAGUGAAUGAAUAAAUAAGUUUUGUAAUGUUUUACAAUAAAAAUAUUUUAAGUAAGAA
Molecule: messenger RNA, 1127 nt
Organism: Tribolium castaneum (red flour beetle)
Lineage: Eukaryota; Metazoa; Arthropoda; Insecta; Coleoptera; Tenebrionidae
Exons: 2
Coding region: 1-1083 (360 amino acids)
Source: RefSeq, a predicted model, not a curated record